AUGGGUCGCGGUCGGCCUCGCAUCUACAAGACGGCUGAAGAUAAAGCCAAAGCCAAUCGCGCCAAGAGUUUACGCAGCUAUUAUAAACGGAAGGCAGCACUGGCGCCUAGCCACCAAAACAGCAAUGCCCGUUAUCGUGCCGAGAUCUCGAAAACUUCGGUACUGCCAGGUGCGACAGUGGACAAGAAAAAGACAUCAGGCGACCCUACAAAUAUCAAGGGCUGGGUGUCCCUCGGGGCCGACAUGGCAGAGCGUUUCGACUCAUUCAUCAAAGCUACACCACGACGCUACUUUGAUUUACUCUACAAGCAGUAUACUAACAACUAUUGA
Messenger RNA from Pleurotus ostreatus (oyster mushroom), 330 nucleotides. RefSeq lists its product as uncharacterized. The record is from RefSeq and is a predicted model, not a curated record. The transcript has 4 exons. Lineage: Eukaryota; Fungi; Basidiomycota; Agaricomycetes; Agaricales; Pleurotaceae. Bases 1 to 330 code for a protein of 109 amino acids.